Molecule: messenger RNA, 903 nt
Organism: Talaromyces proteolyticus
Lineage: Eukaryota; Fungi; Ascomycota; Eurotiomycetes; Eurotiales; Trichocomaceae
Exons: 1
Coding region: 451-621 (56 amino acids)
Source: RefSeq, a predicted model, not a curated record
GCAAUCUUUUGGCGGUGAAAAAAGUAGCCCGAACAAACUAGCAAAAGGAAAGUAAAAAUAGAAACCCUUCCUAGAGGAAAUAAUUAUAUCAGAUUUGGUAUUUUAUAUAUCCUUGUGACGAGUAUCUCUCACAUCAUAUACAAGAUUUACUCCAUUGGACAACUUUCCAUAGGUAUGACGUAUCGCUAUCAGACCAUCUAGGAGUAUGUGUGAUUGUAGAUAACUUAUACAAGAGUACCAGCUGAAUGGCGGGGUACAGCCAAUCAGCGCUGGCGUGUUUGGUCAGCUGGCAGCUGGAUGGUGGGGUGUUUAUAUCUCCUUCAACAACCACCAGCUCACUUCUCCCGUCAAAACCCUGCACUUCCUCAGUCGAUAAUCUGAAAUAUCACCAGAGAUAAACUGUAGGUUAUCUACCGUGCUCUACAGACCCCUGCUGACGAACAGAUCAUCAUGUCGCACGCCGGUUGUCCCAAAUGCGGUGCCGCCAUCAGUGGUGAAAAUAAGAGCUGCUCGUCCUGCGGUGCCGUACGUAUCCUGUUGCUCUUUCCUCUGAUGGAAUACACUCUAAUUUGGUAUAGAGCUGCCCCGUCUAGUCGAACCCAAUAUACGUAUACGAGAUGAGAUGACGGAAGGAUGGAUGGAUAACGCAGUUCCUUUUGCCUGUUCACUAAACCAUUGUCUAUCAAAUCAAUCAAUCAUGUCUAAACUAUAAAUAUUCAAUCAAACAUAUCUAAACUACUAUACCAGUAGUCAUUCAAACCAUAUGAUGCAUCAGCCUCAUCGGCGCCACCGAAGGCAUACUGUCCGUGGGGCUCAUCGAACUCACACUCCGCCGCUCAUUAUUAUUAUUAUUAUUACUAUUAUCCAACAUCACACUCUCAUCCGACCCUUGCUCAGAACUCG